UGAAGCUGUUCGAGACGCAGAUCGUCUCUCUUUCCAUUGUCGCCUAAAUUCUAUGUAACUUUUGGUGUACAUGUUGAUCUUCCUGUGGCACUCAAAUGUUAUUUAUAGUAUUUAUAGAUUUUCAUAUCGAGGUGUUGUAUAUCUUAAUUAAUGUGACAUGGACGAAGAAAAUUCAAAAAUAGAAAAUCCAGCGAUUAUUAGUCUCGAACUACAGUUGUGAGGACAUAGCGCGCCCAAACAAACCAGCGGAAUUGCUCAUACUAAUUUUCGAGAUUUAAUGGUUAUUGUACGUUGGUAGUGACUGAACUUGACACGGUGGAUUCUGAACAAGCCUAAAAUGGAACAGAACACCAUCUCAUAGAUUACUACACCUGAUUUCACAUGAAGUGAUUAUAUAAGGCUGUAUCAAGGAGAUUUUUACAUAAUGGACAAUACAGAGGGAGAAAGCUGAAGAAUUAUUGUUGCUAAGCAUUGAACAUGAUCUCUCCAAGCCAUUCAUUUGUUGGCCACUGACUGCAAGGUGAUGUUAUCAAGAUCAGUACUUCAGAUCUAGUCACACUGUCACCCAAAGUGGUCCUACUCAUCAGCUGUCCUGACAUGAUGGAUCAGAACAUCUCUCUUUAUGCUACACCCAAACUCUUAAAGCCUUCUCCCUUUCUAGUUUACCAAAUGACUAUCCUUUGUGAGCCUCCCGGUGAAGGUUAUCCAGUUUUUAAAUUUACAUACUUAAUUUUUAGAUCUCGGUCACAAGUCAGGGUCUUGGGGUCUGUGUUUUCAAUCUAUAAACUUACUGGUUUUGCAAGUGUCACAGUCCAGUCAUGAUUAAAAAAUAAAAUUUCAGAAUCAGUCCUCUACUUCUAGUGUAGCCCAUAGCUAUGUGCCUUAAAUAGUCUCCCUUCUUCCUUUGGUUUGUGGCUUAGCCAACUGGAACUAAAUUUCAACAUGGCACAUUGACCUUGAAAUCAAAGAUGACGGACAGUAGCCCUGGCACAAAGUGUGCUGAUUGGACAAUCGCUUCUCAUGUUAUGCCAGGCACUUCAGAAGGAGGGGGACUGUCUCCCAUUAGUGUGGUUGUUACAACUGUUAUAACACCUACUUCCAUAACUGCUUCAGAAUCUCCUACCAGCUCAGAUAACACUAGACGUCGCGUCUCUCCUAUCAAACUAGUCGGUGUUGGUGGUUUAGAACGUCAGAACUACUGCUGUGGUCACUGGUUUCCUUCGUCGAAGAGCUUUCACCGCCACCUGGCAGAGAAAGCCCUUGUGGAUCUCACACAUGAGAUGAAACUAAUUGAGCUGGGAAUGUUGAGGUGCGCACACUGUUCCAUGUGGGUACAUGUAGACAAUAUGAGUGGUCACCUAAGGAAAAGUCAUGGUAUCAUCAAAGUGAACAAGACUUCCAAAAUAAUACCUGGGAAUACAGUUAAUGAAAUUAGUGGGAUUAGUGCAGACACAUUGAAAACAGGAACAAAUUUUGUAAUAAAGGUCAGUGGCCAGUCUGCUGUGAGAUCUUCUAAUGGUGAGAUAUCCAGUUCUAUGGCAAAUUCCAGCACUGUAAAGCUGGUGACAACUUCUAGUGGUAGCUUAUAUCAUAAAGUGCAUCAGCUUCAACAUGCUGCCACCACUGGCAUGGGUAAGGUCAUUGUGCAUAAAUCAACACCAACCUCUGUACCUGUGGUCAGUAGGGGACCAAGAAUAGUUAUGAAAUCUGUUGGACGAAAAAAUGUUAUUCCUUUGGGCAGUACCUCCAAGGGACUUUCGCUGCCAAAGAGUUCUCAGGCAGUAUCGACCGCAGCAACUACAGCGAGAAAUAUAAAUGGCCUCACUACAGUACAGAUCACAGGAGGAAACAUGACAGUAUUAAACAAUACGAGAGAGAAAACAUCAUCCACCAAAUCUGUGGUGUCACAUGAUGGGUUAUCAAAUAUGAAUGGGCAGAGUUUUAAAUUUAUUAAAAAGAUUGCAAAUGUAAAGACAAAAAAUAAAACUCUUGAUUCCCAACCUACAGAUGCCAGCCCCAGCACUGAGUUACCACUUAGUGCAAAAACCAAAGAGAAAGGAAAAGUCUCAGCAAAUGGAGAAACUGCAGCUCUAAAACCUUCACAGGUAAAGAAAAGUCGUAAACAAGUGUUAAAACCCAGUAUACCAGAUGUGAGCUAUGAUGCAAACACAUCCUUGAAUGUCAACGGAAAAAUUAAGAAAAGGGGAAAGAAACAAUCGGCUGAGGCAGAAUUAUUCAAUGCUGAAAAAGUGAAUAGUGGUAAUCCCUCUGUAAACCAUAAAGGACACAGAAGAAAAUCGAGGGAAGCUCCUGACUCUGAGAAUUAUACCCCAAAAACAUCAAGACAGACUUCCAAGGGUGUUAGGGGAGGGUUGAAGAAGAAGAAGAGAGGACCCGGUCGGCCUCGUAAGAUACGCAUAGAUGAAACCCCAGAUCUGUCUGAAAUAGAUUCUCUUUUUGAUGAGGUUAAUAAAGAAGACUUGGAAAAUGAGCCGGUUCUAAAGACAAAGAAAGAGGAAGAAAAUGUCCCAACUGUUGAACUUGAUCUGUUUACUCUCCCUUCCCUCAAUGAACAGGUGUCUGUAUUACUUACUGAACCUCAAAACCCAAACUUUAAAGUGUAUGCGAGUAUGGAUGCCAUCUUUGUGGGGGAUUCUGCAUUAGGGGAUGUUACAAACCAAAUAGGGUAUGUAACAGAUGCUAACAAUGUUGUUUAUGUUAACCCAAGUCACUUCCUCUUCCCCAAUGUUGAAGAUCUGGAAAACUUUGUACCUAGUCCAAUAUUGACUAUGAAAGGAAGCAAGGUUGGUUUUACUCCAGUGAGACAAAUGUGGAAACUUAAUGCAAACAAAGCCCAUACACCAGUUGUUCUAAGAGAUAAUAAAUUUAUAACUUUAAAUGUUUCUAAAGAAGCCUCAAAAGAGUCUAAUUGUGAUGUAGGUUCUGAAAAAGUAUGUUUGGAUGAUAGAGAAUCUCAAGUCGCUUCUGUUUCUCUGAGACAGAAUGGAAAGGAGAAGCUUGUAAAAGAUACAAAUGUUGAUGCCAAUCAGACUGAAAACGUUUUGAAUGUAAAACCACUCAGAAUAGUAAAGUCUGAUGUUGGUCAAGAUACUGAUUGUACCAAAAAUGUCAUUACAUCUAAAGUGAGUGGUACCAGUGAAACUGAAACAUCAUCUCGUAUAACAAAGGAAAUAAAGGCUUUGUUGAGUCCUAAAAGAAGAGAUCUGAGAAGAAGGACUAGUUCACAAUCAAGAGAUGGGAAAGAGGAGGAAAAAGCCAUUAAGUGUUCUGAAGAAAGCCUCCCUGUACUGUCAUCUGUAGGGGAUAUUUCUUUGAUUGGCAAAGGUUCACCUGGAUUAAAUCAAAGUACGGAUGAUGACUCCCAGUCCAAGAUGCAGAGUAAUAUAAUUUUUACUCAGGAAGUGAUAUCAGAAGGCUCAAAAUCCCCAGUAAUAUUACAGAAGACAUCAGUUUCUUCUUCAGUUGUAACUGAAGCUUUAGAGUUGCCCAACAUAUCAGAUAUGGAGGAGACUACCCAAAAGGAGGAGGUUCAAAAUUCGGUAACACCUUGUAAACUCAACUCUGAAAGUACUUUAGAACUAGAAACACCUCUGUGCUUUUCUCAAUUCAAGUCAGGAAACACAUUAAUUGUUCCUCAAGAAUUAAUGUCGGAAGAUUUAGUAUUGCCUGUAAUAUCAAAGACAAAACAAACACCUUCACCAUGUAAUAACAUUAAUAAUGACGCUUUGAUAGUUGGUUUUAAAGAAAAUGAAACGGAAGAAGCAUUAAAACAUUUAUCCCAGUCUGAAAUGAACCACAUCAGCCCUGUAGCAGAUUUAGAUACACCGAAGAAAAAAGACAUGCCAAGGAGGAGGAGGAGGAGAUCAAGGACAAAAUCCGCAGACACAGUUGGCAGAUCUAUGGAAACUCGGCAAGGUGCAGAGUCUGGUUGUAAUGAUAAGGAUGAUUUAAGACAUUCCAGAAGAAAAACUAGACAACUAAGUGAGAGUUCAGUUAUAAUGAAGGAGACAAAAAGCAAUGAAUGUGACAGGCUAUCAAUUUCUGAUAUGACAUACAGAUUGCGGAUGGAACAUUUACCAUUGCCAUUGGGUCAACAAAAUAAAAAGGAGGAAGUGUUCGAUGAUUUGGUUGAACAAAUGUCAUAUCCAGUAACACCCAGUAAUCUCACAACAACACUCUCUAGUACAGAGUGCAGAACAGUUGAGAGUGUUUCACCUGAAAGAGAAUCAAAGUACUCAAUAAAGACCAGAGAAAAUAGAGAAACACCUGUUAUGGUGCAUAAUGAAGCUGAAUGUAAAACUCCUGUAAGACUAGGGCGACAGAGGAGAAGAAGUAGCAAGUUAUUAGAAACCCUGGGUGUAGAACCACUGAAAAUAGGCACUGUUACUGCACCAGUGGAAGAAAUACCUUUAGCAGAGAAAGAUGGUCAAGAUAGGUUGUCUGACCAAGAGAAGGCUAAGGUAGCAACCUCAGUAAGGGACAAGCAACUGAGCUCUAAAUCAAUAGAUAGUAUGACAGUAAUUAGUCAUAGUCUAAAGAGAGCUUCCCCACAGCAACGGGAAGAUAGUCUAAAGAGAGCUUCCCCACAGCAACGGGAAGAUAGUCUAAAGAGAGCUUCCCCACAGCAACGGGAAGAUAGUCUAAAGAGAGCUUCUUCACAGCAAUGGGAAGAUAGUCUAAAGAGAGCUUCCCCACAGCAACAGGAAGAUAGUCUAAAGAGAGCUUCCCCACAGCAACAGGAAGAUAGUCUAAAGAGAGCUUCCCCACAACAAUGGGAAGAUAGUCUAAAGAGAGCUUCACAGCAACAGGAAGAUAGUCUAAAGAAAGCUUCCUCACAGCAACAGGAAGAUAGUCUAAAGAAAGCUUCCUCACAGCAACAGGAAGAUAGACUAAAGAAAGCUUCCCCUCAGCAACAGGAAGAUAGACUAAAGAGAGCUUCUUCACAGCAACAGGAAGAUAGUCUAAAGAAAGCUUCCUCACAGCAACAGGAAGAUAGUCUAAAGAAAGCUUCCUCACAACAACAGGAAGAUAGUCUAAAGAGAGCUUCUUCACAGCAACAGGAAGAUAGUCUAAAGAAAGCUUCCUCACAGCAACAGGAAGAUAGUCUAAAGAAAGCUUCCUCACAACAACAGGAAGAUAGUCUAAAGAGAGCUUCUUCACAGCAACAGGAAGAUAGUCUAAAGAAAGCUUCCUCACAGCAACAGGAAGAUAGUCUAAAGAAAGCUUCCUCACAACAACAGGAAGAUAGUCUAAAGAGAGCUUCUUCACAGCAACAGGAAGAUAGUCUAAAGAAAGCUUCCUCACAGCAACAGGAAGAUAGUCUAAAGAGAGCUUCACAGCAACAGGAAGAUAGACUAAAGAAAGCUUCCUCACAACAACAGGAAGAUAGUCUAAAGAGGGCUUCUUCACAGCAACAGGAAGAUAGACUAAAGAAAGCUUCCUCACAACAACAGGAAGAUAGUCUAAAAAGGGCUUCCUCUUCCUCACAGCAACAGGAAGAUAGUCUAAAGAGAGCUUCUUCACAGCAACAGGAAGAUAGUCGAAAGAAAGCUUCUUCACAGCAACAGGAAGAUAGUCGAAAGAGAGCUUCUUCACAGCAACAGGAAGAUAGUCGAAAGAAAGCUUCUUCACAGCAACAGGAAGAUAGUCGAAAGAGAGCUUCUUCACAGCAACAGGAAGAUAGUCGAAAGAAAGCUUACUCACAGCAACAGGAAGAUAGACUAAAGAGAGCUUCUUCACAGCAACAGGAAGAUAGACUAAAGAGAGCUUCCUCAUCCUCACAGCAGCAGGAAGAUAGUCGAAAGAAAGCUUCACAGCAACAGGAAGAUAGACUAAAGAAAGCUUCUUCACAGCAACAGGAAGAUAGACUAAAGAGGGCUUCCUCUUCCUCACAGCAACAGGUAGAUAGUCUUAAAGGAGCUUCCCCACAGCAACGGAAAGUGAAACAUUUAUCCACAGACCAUAUUGAUAAAAUUUCAGUUCAGAGACAAGAGCCAGUAGAUGAUACUUCUGGAAAUCCUUCAACCGUAUCUCAGUUGUCAUGUAAACAUUUUGAUGUAUUAUCAGUUAAAACUGAAGAGGAAAACAUCAUUUGUAAGGAAAAAAGGAAAACUAGACUUCCCAGGGCAGAAAUCUCAUUACCAGUGUCUCCAUUAAGAGAGAGUGACUUGUCUCCAUCACGUGAGUGGCAUGGGCGAGGUGCAAAACUUAAGGCUCAAGUGCUUAUUCAGGACCAACAAGCUGGUGUAAUAGACUCACAGAUAAUUCCAACUAGUAAUGACAGAUUGUCUCGUUCCAAAGAAACUACACCUGCUUCAUAUAAUACCAAGGAGUCUUCCAGUCCAAAAUUAGCAACAUCACCAAGUUUGGAAACACGGUUUUCUCCUUCCACUCUACAUCCAAAAUCUCCAGGCACUAUUAGUUCUCCCAUCAGCCCUAAUGCUUCAAGGUCACCAAAGUCGCCAAGGUCUGUACACGAUAGAGAAUGGCAAGCACGGGGAGCAAAGCUUAAGGCGCAGAUAAUGAUAAGUGAUCAACAAAACAGUAUGAUGGAGUUUACUGAAGAUCGUUAUUCACCGUCGCCCCCAGCCAAAAAGUUAAAAAUCGAUAAUUCACCCGGAACAAUGAAAGAUAUUCGCUCAUACUUUGCUGUACAGAAAUCGCCAACAAAAACAUCUGAUGAGAGACGUCACUCAGCUAGUUCAAGUCACGCUAGUAACUCUACAACCGUACCCAAGAAAACCAAGAAAUAUCCUUAUAUGAAAAGUGAUAUUAGGUCAUUCCUUUCUUCGAGUGCAAAUACAAAAAGAAAAUAUACGUCGCCGGAAAAAUCGUAUUCCAAAAAUGUAAAAGCAAAGAAAAUUACCUUUUCUAUAUUUCCUAAGAAAUCACCAAAGAAAGAAAAUGUUCAAGCUGUUCAUCACUUGCGUAAGAAAUUUGAACUUUUAGGAAAUAGAACCUCAAAAUUGUCUGCUCCCACUCUUCCUAUUGCUUCAUGUGACUUUGAAGGUUUUGAUAGGUGCUCCCGACAAUCGGGUCUCCGAGCCAAGUCUCUGUUAAGACUAGUGUCUUUGUUAGACAUGAAAAGAUGGUACCACUUGGGGAAGUUUCCUUUGCCAGUAGAUGAGCUUUGUGAUUGGGAUGAUGAGUUGUUAAGUUCCAUACUCUUUGAUUGAAAUUUAUGGAGAGCAUUUAAAAGAUAACUUUUUUAUUAUUAUAACUCUGAAACCUUUUCUCAUUGGUUCUAUAGUAAUUACUUUUGUUCCUAUUUAUGUAAAUAUACUUAAUGGAUUCUAAAUUUCAGUAGUACAAUAUUGAACUUUAAACUUGUAUCUUUGUAAUAAGUAAAAUUUCACUUCAUGGCAAUAUGCUGAAGGGAAAUGUUAUACAGCACUGAAGAUUUUCUGUUUCAUAGUUUCUUACUAUGUUCAAAGAAAUAUUUUCAUGAAUCAGGUAUUAUUCUCUAAACUGUGACUUGAAAUCGUACAAGAUAUAACUUAGGUAUUUUUCUCUGUAAAAUUUGUCAGAUAUAUACUUGGUGUAUGAGUUAUUGCACAAUUUACAGCCAAGUACUGACCUUAGCUGUCAGUUGUGUAACAAGGUUCACAAAACAUUAAUUUUGUCCAUGUAAAAUGAUACAAUCAACCAUGUGAAGGAGAAUGGAGACAUGAGAUGGUGUUGGACCAGAGUGUAAUGUAGAUGCCAUUGUCAGAUUGAUCAUUAUAGUGUUCUGGUAAUUUAUGUUGUUUAGAAACCUCAACACACGCACACACUCUCUCUUUUUAUUAUGAUUGAUAUUAAUAAAUACAGUAUAUUCACAAACAAGUAGCUUUUUUUUUUCUUUUUUUUUUUUUUACAAACAGCAUUGUGAAAAAUGCAUUUGGAGUACCUGUGCUAUCUUCCCUUAAAUAUUUUCAACUUAUAAAAAAUACAACUGUUGCAUAAUAAAACCCUCUUUAAAAUGCAAACUUGAUACAGGAUAUCAUCACAUUUGGGGUAAGUGACAUACACAUUAGCUAGGUUUCUCACGUGGAGUUCUUUUGUAUCAUAGAUGUCAGGUAAUUGGAAAUUGACGUGGGAGAGGAAGUGACAAAGAUGUGAGCAUUGGGAUUAAUUUAUUUUUUAAGGCUUUAUCAGUUGUGUUAAAACUGAGACCAAGGAUGUUCUUGGUGGUAUGGCAGGAUAUGGAGACAGACCAAGGAUGUUCUCGGUGGUAUGGCAGGAUAUGAAAACAGACCAAGGAUGUUCUCGGUGGUGUGACAGGAUAUGAAAACAGACCAAGGAUGUUCUCGGUGGUGUGACAGGAUAUGAAAACAGACCAAGGAUGUUCUUGGUGGUGUGGCAGGAUAUGAAAACAGACCAAGGAUGUUCUCGGUGGUGUGACAGGAUAUGAAAACAGACCAAGGAUGUUCUCGGUGGUGUGACUUGUUUUGAUAAUGUUAAUCUCACAUACCUUGUCAUCUCAUUUACCACUUUAUUUAUUUAUUACUACUGUGACUCACUAGGGGAGCAUCAUAAAUAUUAAUAUUCCCUUGAUAUCAGUUCUCUUAUGUGACAGAUCUGAUUGUUUAUAUCAUUACCAUAAGUUUUUAAGAAUUGGAAUUUUGGGGAAUUUCUCUUAGGAGGCUGGCAGUUAGUUUUUGCAAACUUCCAUAAUUACUUGACAAAAGCAGGUGCAGCUUUUAUUUUCCAGUAUUUAGUAAGUAAAUCACUGGUGUAUCAGGCUAUGUAUGGUGACUAGGGAAGUGUUGAACCUUGUUUGUCAGAUACCAGAUAGUAAAUAUUUUUGUACAGUUCCUCUUCCUCAACCCCCUUGUACAGCCAAGUUAAUAUUAUCCAUAUUGUUGUGAGCUUCCAAGUAAAAGAGAACAUACCAA
Homarus americanus (American lobster) is the source of this 8897-nucleotide messenger RNA. RefSeq names its product titin homolog. The record is from RefSeq and is a predicted model, not a curated record. The transcript is spliced from 4 exons. Lineage: Eukaryota; Metazoa; Arthropoda; Malacostraca; Decapoda; Nephropidae. The coding region runs from base 969 to 7196 and encodes 2075 amino acids.